AUGUUCAAAUCAAGUCUAACAAAACAACAAUUAUUAUCAUUAAAUAAAACUACAGCUUCAAGAAACUUAUUCAAGAUGCCAAUUUUAGCCACCAAAAAACCAUUUUCAUCAAGUUCAGCAAAAGGUGAGACUUAUAAAUUACAAUCACAAUUGCCUAAAUUACCAGUUCCUGAAUUACAAGAAACUGCUGCUAAAUACAUCAGAUCUAUUGAACCAUUUUUGAAUCAACAACAAUUACAGGAUUCCAAAGCCAAGGUCGAGGAAUUUAUCAGACCAGGUGGUGUUGGUGAACAAUUACAACAAAGAUUGAACUCCUUUGCCAAGGACAAGGAUAACUGGUUGGCUGAAUUCUGGGAUGACUAUGCGUAUUUGUCAUAUAGAGACCCUGUUGUUCCAUUUGUGUCAUACUUUUUUUCCCAUAAAGACGUCAAGAAUGUUGUUGGACAAGAUCAAUUAUUGAAGGCAACCUUGAUUGCUUAUUAUACUAUCGAGUUUGCUGAAAAAGUUCAAAAUGAAACUUUACAACCAGAAGUCAUCAAGGGAAAUCCAUUCUGUAUGAAUGCAUUCAAAUACAUGUUUAACAAUUCAAGAGUUCCAGCUGAAGGAUCUGAUGUUACUCAACAUUACGAUGCAAAUGCCAAUAGAUUCUUUGUUGUUGUUUAUAAAAACAAUUUUUAUAAAGUUCCAACUCAUAACGAACAAGGACAAAGAUUGUCCAAAGGUGAAAUUUACAGCUACUUGCAACAAGUCAAGAAUGACCCAACUCCAAAGGGUUUACCAGUUGGUGCUUUAACUUCAUUGAACAGAGACGAGUGGUUGAGUGCUUACAAUAACCUUUUGAAAUCACCAAUCAAUGAAGCUUCUUUAACUGACAUUUUUGCUUCGGCAUUUGUGUUGUGCUUGGAUUCAAACAAUCCAAUUACUAUUGAAGAAAAAUCGAAAAACUGCUGGCACGGAGAUGGACAAAAUAGAUGGUUUGAUAAACCAUUGGAAUUUUUCGUUAGUGCCAAUGGUAACUCUGGUUUCCUUGGUGAACAUUCAAGAAUGGAUGCUACACCCACUGUGCAAAUGAACAAUACGGUUUUGAAACAAAUUGCUGAAACCAACCCUGAUGAAUUGAUUGCUGAAAUUGCCACUGUAACUCCUAAAGUUGGUAGAGCUGAAAUUAUACCAUUUGAUUUAAACCCAACAUCGAGACAAAAUAUAGUGUCUGCAGUUGCGAAAUUUGAUGCCACUAUUGCUGCUCAUGAUGAAGAGAUUUUCCAACAUUAUGGAUAUGGUAAGAACUUGAUUAAAAAAUUCAAGACGUCUCCCGAUGCUUAUGUACAAAUGUUGAUGCAAUUGGCCUACUACAAAUUGACUGGUAAAGUUAGACCAACUUAUGAAUCAGCCGCCACUAGAAAAUUCUUAAAGGGAAGAACUGAAACUGGUAGAACUGUUUCCAAUGAAUCCAAAAAAUUUGUUGAAACUUGGACUGAUCCAAAAGCUUCCAUUGAAGAAAAAGUUGCCACAUUCCAAGCCGCUACUAAACAACAUGUCGCUUACUUGUCAUCAGCAGCUGAUGGUAAGGGAGUUGAUCGUCAUUUGUUUGGUUUGAAACAAAUGUUGAAACCAGGUGAAGAAGUGCCAGAAAUUUUCACUGAUCCAAUCUUUACUUAUUCACAAAGUUGGUACAUUUCAUCAUCACAAGUUCCUUCUGAAUUCUUUCAAUCUUGGGGUUGGUCACAAGUUAUUGAUGAUGGUUUCGGAUUGGCUUAUUUGAUCAAUAAUGACUGGAUCCACGUGCACAUUUCAUGCAAGUAUGGAAAUGGGUUGAGCUCGGCUCAAUUGAAAUGGUUCCUUGUUGACAGUGCCAAUGAAAUGCAAGAUGUUUUGGUUAAGGGAUUAUUGGGAGACAAAGCUAAGUUGUAA
Lodderomyces parapsilosis is the source of this 1911-nucleotide messenger RNA. It is a transcript of the gene CAT2, whose product is annotated as carnitine O-acetyltransferase. Bases 1 to 1911 code for a protein of 636 amino acids. Gene Ontology annotation, molecular function: carnitine O-acetyltransferase activity. The record is from RefSeq and is a predicted model, not a curated record. NCBI's taxonomy places the organism in Eukaryota, Fungi, Ascomycota, Pichiomycetes, Serinales, Debaryomycetaceae. The transcript has a single exon. Gene Ontology annotation, biological process: carnitine metabolic process. Gene Ontology annotation, cellular component: peroxisome; mitochondrion.